This is a messenger RNA of Dendrobium catenatum, 3055 nucleotides long. Its product is annotated as subtilisin-like protease SBT5.3. The transcript has 9 exons. Gene Ontology annotation, biological process: proteolysis. Gene Ontology annotation, molecular function: serine-type endopeptidase activity. Lineage: Eukaryota; Viridiplantae; Streptophyta; Magnoliopsida; Asparagales; Orchidaceae. The coding region runs from base 975 to 2771 and encodes 598 amino acids. The record is from RefSeq and is a predicted model, not a curated record.
ACAACCUCACUUUUGGCGUCUGCGUGAGGUUGAAGUCGGCUGGCUAUGGGGAGUCCGCACAGUGGUCGGCUAGGGCAGAGUAGGAAGAUACUUCGGCUAGGUCGGCAAUGGGGAGGAGAGAUCGGGUGAGGUUCGGGUCAGCUUCAGUAGUGAAGAAGAGGGAUAUGGAGGUAGCUCGCACGAAGAGGCGUCAGCUAUGGAUGGAUCGGAGAGGGCAGGAGGAGUCGGCUCGAUGAGUUUGUGGUUUGAUCGACUGGUUGUAGGGAUUCCGACUUCAAAGUUCGAUUACAGGAGUCGGGUGAGACUUUGAAUGGAGAAGGUCGGCUAUGGGAGAUUGAAGCCAUCGGUGUUGAAGAAGCUCGGUUGGUUGGGGUGUGGAGGUUUAUAUGGGUUCGUGUAUAAGAGGUUUGGUCGGAGAAGCAGAACUUCUCGGUUGGGUCGGCUGCAGCAUCUAGCGAAUAGAAGAGGAGUUUCGGCUUAGUGGAGGACUGGGUCGGAACACCUAUUCGCAGACGGGAGCUUGCGGGAAAAAGUCGGAGCUUCCGAUUGGGUUCGGUGGAGCUAGCCGCGGGGAGGGAGGAAGGAGUCGGGAUCUCUGCGUGUUGUGGGAGAAGCGAAGCAGCCUGAAUGAAGGGCUUUCCAUCUCGUUUUAACGACGCUGGCCGGGAUGCGAUCGAGAUGAGCUACAGUGCGAGAAAUCCGGAAGCGAUCGCGGAGCAGAGCAGGUACGCAGGAUUUUUGGGCGGGAUUCGCGGAUUCAACGGAUACGAGAACACCCAGAUGUGAUAUCCGUGUUCCCAAACCAGCUCAAGCAACUGCAUACAACAAGAACUUGGGAUUUUGUUGGGCUGGAGAGAAAUGGAAUUGUUCCUCCAGAUUCUAUCUGGACAAAGGCAAAUUAUGGAAAAGAUGUAAUAAUUGCUCAUCUUGACACAGGUGUGUGGCCUGAAUCUGCAAGUUUUUCUGACGAUGGAAUGGGAGAAAUCCCAGGUAAAUGGAAAGGAUCCUGUCAUAAAUCUGGGGUUGUCUGCAACAGAAAACUGAUAGGUGCAAAAUACUUUAACAAGGGCUAUAAAUCAGUAGUAGGCAUAACGCCCAAUGGCACAACAAGGGACACUGAUGGCCAUGGAACACACACCCUCUCCACAGCAGGCGGUAAUUUUGUGCCCAAUGCUAGCUUGUUUGGCUUUGCCAAUGGCACGGCCAAGGGUGGCUCACCUGCAGCUCGUGUGGCUUCCUAUAAAGUUUGCUGGCCCUUGGGUUGCACUGAUUCCGACAUCCUGGCUGCCUUUGAUGAGGCCAUCCAUGACGGCGUCGACGUGCUCUCAGUUUCGCUUGGUGGUUUUUCCUUCGACUACUUCAGCAAUUCAAUUGCUUUGGCGUCUUUCCACGCUAUGCUAAAUGGCAUUGCUGUGGUUUGUUCUGCUGGGAAUUAUGGUCCUUUUAAUGGCUUAGUUGAAAAUUCUGCACCAUGGGUGACAACAGUGGCAGCCAGCUCACUUGACAGAGAUUUAACCAACAUUGUCACUCUUAGCAAUAAGAAGCACAUUUUGGGAAAGAGCAGGACUGUUUGGGAACUGCCAUCAAAAAAGCUUUAUCCUUUGAUCAACUCAUUUGACGCCAAGGCUGACAAUGUCUCUAUACAUAAAGCACGGUUAUGUCACCGGGGUGCUCUCAAUCCUUUGAAGGUGAAGGGAAAGAUAGUCAUUUGUCUUCGAGGAAGCAUUGACAGGUUAGGAAAAGCCUUAGCUGUUCACAGUGCAGGAGGUGUGGGUAUGAUUCAUGUCAAUGAUGUUGAUGGUGUAGAUGUAUUGGUUGCUGACCCUUAUAUCAUCCCAGCUACAAUGAUCAGUCAUAAGGACGGUCUUCGUCUCCAGUCUUAUUUGAAUUCCAGCAAAUUGCUUCGAGGAACAAUUUCCGCUGGAAAAACUGUAAUAGGACUUAAACCAGCGCCUACAGUAGCGGAUUUCUCAUCUCGGGGACCCAAUCAUAUAACUCCCCAGGUUUUGAAGCCAGAUAUCUCUGCACCAGGAGUUAAUGUUCUAGCAUCCUACACUGAAGCUAUACCCAUCUCUCCAUCAAAAUACGACACCAGGCGAUGGCCAUUUAACCUCUUGUCUGGAACAUCAAUGUCAUGUCCUCAUGUAGCUGGCAUCGUAGGACUCCUCAGAAAAAUUUACCCUCAGUGGAGCCCAGCUGCAAUUAGAUCAGCCAUCAUGACAACAGCGAGAACCAGGGACAACAAUGGAGAGCCAAUCAAAGUUGAACGCACUCGAAGAAAAGCCACACCAUUUGCCUAUGGAAGUGGAUACAUACAACCAAACGAUGCCAUGGAUCCAGGACUUGUCUAUGAUUUGGGCAUUGAUGAUUAUAUGGACUUUUUAUGUGCUUUAGGAUAUAACUCGACGCAACUCGAGAAGUUAUUAGGGAAGCCUUACAAAUGUCCUAUAAAGAAGACGCUGAUGGAGAAUUUGAAUUACCCCUCCUUUGCGAUUCCUAGCCUCAACAAGACGAUGACCGUUACCCGCACUGUGAAGAACGUUGGUUCACCCGGAACUUACACUGCGAGGAUCAGAGCUCCUGGAGGUAUAUUGGUUUCAGUGGAACCUCAAGUCCUGCAAUUCAAGGAGAUUGGGGAGGAGAAGGAGUUUAAGGUACGCUUUGAGUCUACUGAAGGAAGGGUAGGAAAAGGAUAUUCAUUUGGCGUACUCAUUUGGUCAGAUGGGAAGCACUAUGUCAGAAGUCCCAUGGCUGUGAAAGCAAACUCAUGAGCUUUUGGUAUCCAAAUAGUUUUUUUAUUAUCAAAGUUUAUGUUGUAAGUUUAGUAGCAUUUGUUCAGGAAAUAAAUUGCACCACUUGUGUAUGGUAGGCUUCAUUGCAUUGGAUUGAAAGCUUGUUUAUCUUUUUAUUCAAUUGUCAUGUUUAUAGGCUUUAACGUCUUGUUUGAGAUAGUGGUGGAAGCUUUAUGUCUUUAUUUAGAUUAUCAUUUGUGUUUUUUCAAGAAUUUCACUGUAGUUUGUUCACAUUCAACCUGGAAACUUGCUUGUGGGUUUAA